Molecule: messenger RNA, 4461 nt
Organism: Trypanosoma brucei brucei TREU927
Lineage: Eukaryota; Euglenozoa; Kinetoplastea; Trypanosomatida; Trypanosomatidae
Exons: 1
Coding region: 1-4461 (1486 amino acids)
Source: RefSeq, a predicted model, not a curated record
AUGAGCGAGUCAGUGGGUACGGAUGAACAUGUUUGUCUGGAGUACAUACAGCAGCUGUGCAAGAGAGUGGAAGACACCGGGCGCAUCGCAAAUCAGGUUAGCAAAGGCUAUGAGCAUUCACUUAUGGGCACCUUGGAUGGGGAGGUUCUGUUAUACGGCAUUUCAGAUUCCGAUGAGCGCAUAAUGCAGGUGGAUGCAUUGGUGAACGCCCGGCGAAAAUUGACGCGGCGUUCCACAGCAACGUGUGUGGUGUUAUCAGGCAACGUGCUUACGCUUGCCAUAAUGUCUUCUCACUUAGCUAUGCAUCGCUGGAGGGUAUUGGAGGCGCAGACGAGUUUUGAGGCUUCCGAGGCGUUGAGGCAAGAAGCCCUGGAGGCCGAGAGAAUCCUCCGUGAGGCCCAACAUUCUGCAGCCUCGGUAAAGCCCCAGACAAAGUCGCAGAAGGUUUCGUCGGAGGAAGGCAAUAUAACGAGUAAGGACACGACUUUCGCUUUCUCACGUGACAUCGACAGUGACGUGUGCGAAUUAUCGACGGAUAACACAGGGGAGACCUCGAAAUCCACGAGCAACAUCGAGACUGCCUCUGCCUCUCUCUCGAGCGAAGUAAUACCCUAUCUGGUUAUUAUCGAUGCGUAUACGCACGAGGUGUUACCCGACAUCAUUUGUCAGCUGCGUUCCCUGGAAAGUCAGUUUAACAUGAUGCUCACCAUUACAGUUAUGAUGCAUGCUGGCUAUCAAAGCCGGCUCCCUGGAAUGGUUGUUUUCCCAAAGCAUGCCCCAACGUUGAAGGAGGUGUACAACGCCGGGUGUGAUUUGGCACUCUGCCGCUGUUUCGAUCACAAAGUGGUUGCGUUCUUCACUGAAAUGUUUACCUCAGCUGUUGGGAGGUGGCAGGCAGACAUGGGUCAGCAGUUGUCCGGAGGCAACUACGCUAUUAUGAAAACCGCAUUUGGUAGUACAUUGGACCAGUAUGACGAUGAGGAGCCCUCCGAUGAUUUUUUGAUGCUUGAUAAAAGACAGCAGGGGUCACGGAUUGGCUGCACGUCACCACGGGGUCGGGCGGAUGGAGCAGCAACGCUGAGAUCACCUUUAAGAGGUUGCAAAGUGGCAUUCAAUGAGUCAGUUUGUAGUUCACGUAUGGGAGGCUGCCGCAAAAGACCGGGGAUUCCAAAAGAUUUCGUGGGUAGCGUCAUGAGACCUGCGUUGAGAUCGAAACGCUUGGACAAAACGGCAUCGCACGCGAAACCUAAAAGGCUUGAGUCUUCCUUUGGGGACACCAUUAGGACCUUUUCCUCAGUGUGGGAUGAUGACGAAGUGUAUGAGGAUACCCUGUUGGAUGAAACGGAAGAGUUGGAAUCUGCCGCAAUAGCCGCGUACCAACGGGAGCUUUCGGAGCUGCUGACAAAACAAGAAGAGUACGAACAGACAUUGACAGCCCUCACCGAAGAGAAUGAGCGCUUGCAUGCCGCUCAAGAGCUUGUCCGUAGUCCGUGGGAAUGUUCAUCCAGCGCAUCGUCUGACCAGGGAAACAGUCCCGACACACCCAAUUAUCUUAAAAAGGAACAACAGAUUCACAUGUUGAAGGAACGCUUGAUGGAGGUGGCAAGGGAGCACGGCGGGACUCACGGUGUAAUGUUCGACAGACCUCGUCCCAGGAGGAAGCUGGGUAAGAAGUCACCAAAUGGAAAACAAGGUGCAUUGUCAAAAUCCCGUCUAAGGAAACCUACUCUUGCCAUGACCAGUCCCAACAGGAGACGCUUGAAUCACGUGCAGUUACUUGAGUCAGCGCUAAUGUCAUACCACGAUGUGCCUGCUGCAGAGGAUGAUGCCGAUGAUUUUUUACUUGAGUCAGCAACCGAGUCAGCGACAUCACAAUUUGAUGCGCUGGGCGCCGCAAAGGCUGAUGCCUUGCAAAGUGAAAUAUCCGCGAUUGAGACGCUUCUUCAAGGGGCGCGGAAUAACGGGGAAUCCCUAUGCAACGAAAAGUAUGAGGCCCUCUUAAAAAGCACAUCAAAAGUUUCUUGGGGAGUUGGACAACUCUCAGAUAAAUGCGCUAGGCUUCAAAGAGAGUUGCAUAGAGCAAGAGAGUCCGUGUUGGAAAAAAGUUUCGUUGAUAGGCGGGGCGAGAAAGACGUUGGUGGUGCGUCCACUAAGGGUGUGCCGGAAGGGAAAAAGGCGCUGAGUAGGAAAAGUAGUUUCGCUAGUGGUGGGUUAUGUGGCACGAGGGGUUCAGAGCCCCUACAUAGGAGUCGAACAUCUUCAGCGGCGCAUGGACUUGGCGAGAGGCGGAAAAGUUGGGCGGAAGCACCCAAAAGGAUAGCAAUGUCAGCAAGGAGUCGACCCACUCACUUCGCUGAAAGCUCUUCAGCUGCUAAAGGUGACAAGCAAAUAAUGCCACUGAGGAGGGUGAAUUCUAUAAGAUUCCGGGAACAUGAUAGUGAGGCUCAAUCAACUCAUCAAACAGGGUUUCGCGUCCCCAGUAACUUGAAGUUAGCUGAGAGCGGACAAUUGACUCUCUCCGAUGGGCUCACUUCCCCUUGCGAGGGUAAGGGGCAGUCCAUGACUAGUGGCACCGUUAACUCUGGUGAUUGGUCGCGACCAGUUUCCCAGAGUGGAUCGCGGCUUCAGCGUCCAUGCAGCAAGGGGUCCUUAGUUGUUGAUGGUACUUCCCUCUCUGGACUCGGGAGGAUUUCCCCUUCGUGGCAAGUUAGUAUCGCAAGUCUUCGAGGAUCAGGUGCCAGUGAGAGGUCUAAAAGGCUUUCACCCAUCGGACCAGGGACGCUGCAUGCAGGGGACGCAAACGGGUCGCAGGACUUCGGUACACGUUUGCCAACUCCUGCGGAGCAUCUCUGGCAGCGACAACAACGACAUUCCCAACGCGAGCAUGUUUUUGCGGAUGACAGACCCUUUUGUGGGACAGGAAGCACAACUGACUCAGGGGGGGAUCAGUCUUGCGCCAACUACUUGAGUCAUCACGAGGCCCUCGGAGACUUCCUUAGAGCGUUAUGUUGCUGCUACCCAGCUUUGCAACCCAUGUUGCAAUCUGAGGUUGCUGCUUUGGAGUCUUUGGCACGACAUGGUUCAGCUGGAUCAGUCGAAGCCGGUCAGGAGAGCCGCGUUGCUGGUCAUGAAGGGCAACCUGCGAUGGCUCUCGACACGAAGCUUCUUCUGCGGCUCAGUGAGCGGCUAUUGUCGUCAAUGAGCGGACUUGCUGACAAUAAUGCUGGAUCACCGCUGACAAAUACGAUGUACAGGGCAACUGGUGGUGCAGUUGGCAAUGACACUCGUGGUAGGGGCCUAUUUAGUGCAAAAUCCACAGGUAUUGAUCUGUACGAGGGUGCAGUCAGUGAAGGUCCAGUUGCUAGGCUCGGAAGGAACCUGCGGGACCGUGUAACCUUACCGCCGCUGCAUAGAUUGCCCUCCUGUGGUGGGGACCGCUCCGAGAUCCCCUUUUCUGGUGGUUGUGGCCAACAGUUGAACGAUGGGGAAGCUCCGGGGAGCGCAUUGAAAGAGAAACUGCAAGCCCUUGUUGGCGCAGAGUCCGCCUCCUUCGAUCGGUCCUCCCUGUUUAAACCACGUCAGUCAGUUCAGAAUGUGGCACAUUUGAGCGAUACGGAGAGCACUGCACCGGUAUCCCCACCACCAUGGGGCCAGUCCGUGAGUUCAAAAAAGAGCAGCGUAAGGUACGGCAGAAAUCUCCAACCCUUUAGGUGGACUCAACGGCAGGGGCACACCGAGCCAGGAGAAGGGCUGGAUGAUGGGCAAGGUCCUACAGGGGACGAUUAUACCGGUGCACCUGGGACCGCUGUGGCAGAAAGUUUGGUUAAUAUAUACCGCAACUUCUGGCGUUUCAGCAUGCACUGCGAAAAUUUAAGGAAGGAACUAUUUGAUAUCAACUGCGAGGGCAUGCCACGGGAAUGGCGUGAUGGAUGCAUCAGCUCUCCGCAGUUUAUACUUUCCGGAAGUGGACACGGUUUGAAAGACGAUAGAUCUUUGCACGGGCGGUCGUUGUUUGCACUACCCGUUGCUUCUGCCAAUCUACGGCGCCGGAAUAGGUCGCCUAGGCGACCCAACGCGCUGCGCAGAUUGAGUAGGGCGUGGAACUUUGGUGAAUUUUGUGCAAGAACGCGGUCUGCAUUAAUGAGGUAUUCACUAUUAGUAGAACAUCUCAAUACAACCUCGUCUCCAAGAGGUGGCGGCGUGCAGGAUGGACGUGUUGGUUUGUGCCGUCGCGCCGGGUCUUUGACACCUCGCCGGCACGUGGGGACGCGGAGAGGAACUGGCACCACCGGAUGCCCGACGCUUCGCACCAACAAAAAUUUGAACAGCAGUCCUUUAGUGAUUGUUGGGAAAAAUCCCCCGAGUCUCCCAACUGGAAGGUCACCGAGCAUAACGCCACGGACACCACCACAUGGUGGAAUGCGACAGGGAGGAGAUAAGGAAAAAAUGUCACCUCGCUGA